Messenger RNA from Lutzomyia longipalpis, 3682 nucleotides. It is a transcript of the gene al, whose product is annotated as homeobox protein aristaless. The transcript is spliced from 5 exons. The record is from RefSeq and is a predicted model, not a curated record. Gene Ontology annotation, molecular function: DNA-binding transcription factor activity, RNA polymerase II-specific; RNA polymerase II transcription regulatory region sequence-specific DNA binding. The coding region runs from base 1119 to 2045 and encodes 308 amino acids. Lineage: Eukaryota; Metazoa; Arthropoda; Insecta; Diptera; Psychodidae. Gene Ontology annotation, biological process: regulation of transcription by RNA polymerase II.
AGAAUAUCUCUCGCACCAUCGAUGGUUUAUUCAUUUUAAUGUGCUAUGGUGAAAAAAAGCUCCACCCUCGAUGGAAGCAAUUUGCAAGAGAGUUUGAGAAAAAUAAUAGCCGCAGACAUGGGAGAAGCAAUUUUCAAAGAGAGAAAGAAAGACAAAUAUGAAAUUUACGCGGGAAUCAUGCUAAUGCCCUCGCAGCCUGAGAGCACGAAGAAGAAGGAAUACCUUGGCGGCGAACCGGCGGUGAAUUGAAGCGUGGGAGAACAACUUGAGUACAAAUGGAAGUAUCAAUAUUUGUCGUUGUUACUGGACAACCAUCGAUCCCUGUCGCACGGGGGUCAGUACGGCAGGCCGAAGAAGUGAGACAACCAGGUGAAUUGCGGAGAAUAAAGUUGUGCUCCCAGGUUGAUUGUAACGAUUGGCUGAUGCUGAACGAGGGGCCCGAACAAAUGGUGAGGUAAAAAAGUACAGCCGAAGGUGGGGCUUCUACCCCGCGACGCCGGCACACCUGAACACUCUACCUCCUCUCUUUUCUACCUCAACUCAGCGAAUCGGAUUUACCUGACGCUCCACUUCCUCACUCACGAUCCAUCAUUCAGCAGUUGCUGUUCAGCUCUUGUACCGCGCAGUCCGGCAACUUCGCGCCUUAUUUCAAUGUGCCUCACAGUUUGUGCCUUAUUAAUCGAGUGACUAUUUUUUUUUUGCACCUUAUAGACUCAUCGUUAAAAUCACAACAUAUCAUUCCAUUUUGGGAAAAGACACCGCAGAGGAUUUUUAAUCAAUAUCUCGCAUAAAAGUAGUGCAAAGUUUCUCACUAAAAAAAAUCUCGUGAAGACUAAAAAACACCUGAUAACGGAUACUUUGUGAUCGUGCAAAUAAAAAAAAAUCUCCUGCAUUCUCUUCAUUACAAUCGGGACGCAGCCAGGGUGGAACCUCAAGUGGUGGCAGUGUGUGUGUUUGUGGUGCAGUGUUGGGGAUAAUUGGAAGUUAAUUUGUCGAGAGAGAGAGAGAGUGGUGAAGCAUAAUCCCAGGGUGGACAUAGCCUGCGCAUUUUAUGCAGCCGUAGAGGGAUACGCACAUCCCUAAACAUCGCACAACGCAUCGAGACGGAGACGCCCAACAUGGGCAUAUCGGAAGAAUCAUCGAUGGAGGAUAUUCCGCACGAGGCGAAACCACCCCAGGGAAGUCCCUCGGAGCGAUCAUGCGCCGGUAUUUCGGGUGGGGGCACAGGAAGCCCCCUCUCGGAGCAAAAUAGCGAAGGGGAUAUGGAUGAUUGUGUGCCACGGCGAAAGCAGAGACGCUACAGGACAACCUUCACGAGUUUUCAACUUGAAGAACUCGAGAAAGCCUUCUCACGCACACACUACCCCGAUGUCUUUACGAGAGAGGAGCUAGCAAUGAAGAUUGGACUGACGGAGGCACGAAUUCAGGUUUGGUUCCAAAAUCGCAGAGCAAAGUGGCGAAAGCAGGAGAAAGUUGGACCUCAGGGACAUCCGUACAAUCCGUAUUUGAGUGGUGGUACCUCCAUUCCAUCUGCAACUUCGGUGGCCCCAUCAUUGCCACCGAAUCCCUUUACGCAUCUCGGUUUCAAUCUACGCAAACCCUUCGAUGCUGCCAGUUUGGCUGCAUUUCGGUAUCCCCACCUCACAGGCGGUCCAGUGAUCCCUCCGGGCUACCUUCAUCAGUUUCACAGGGCCCCUCCACCUCCAAUACUACCACCGGGUGUGGGAGCUCUUUACACACCGGGUACAUCCUUCCAGACACUCCUGGCAAAUAUUUCGGCUGCACAGCGACAUCAACCGCCACCGUUGCCACCACCACCGGUGCCAGUUCCUGGAAAGUCUCCUGAAUUGCUCAUAAAUUCCGCCGCGUCUGCGUCUCCACCUCUUUCGCCACCAUCGUCGGGCCUGACGGCGUCCACGGCCCCCGCGGGUGUUACAGAGGACCGGCGGUCAUCCUCAAUUGCUACGCUUCGUCUAAAGGCGAGAGAACAUGAAAUGAGACUCGAGAUGUUGCGCCAAAAUGGACACAGUGAUAUUCUAAGUUAAUAGUAUCACACAUAAAGGACAGAGUUGGAAAGACUGUAGAUGGGAGAACAACUAUCAAGAGAAUUGUGUGAGAGUUUUUAGUUUUUUUUAAUUCUUAAUCGAAUUUUGUGGCGUCUUUUUUUCAUGGUGUUUUUUUGGUAGAGUUUUCAAUUUAUUUGAAAGAAUUAAUAAGGUGCUGAUGAAGAUUCAUUUAAUUGUUUUUUUUUGUGAAGUUUUGAAUGAUUUUUUUUGGUUAAUAAUAGCAAAAUUCAAUUAAACGUCCGGAAAAUUAAAUAAUUUUUGAAUAAUUUAAUGAAAGAUGCACACAGUCAAAGAAAAUACUUGGUGUUUGUCUUGAAGUAGAACACCAACUAAUAGACUCCGCAGCAUAACACGAAAACCUAGCAUUCUAUAUCUUUAAGAACAGCAAAGUACAGAGGGCAUAAUGGAAGUGAAAUCUUUAAUCUAGAAAGGGGACUCGAUUUAAUUAAAUCCAACUCUGAUCUCUCAUCAAAUGUGUUUUUUUUUUAAUAGCAAAUUCAAUUGAUUCACGUCUUUAAUGCCUCUUCUUCACCUUCUUUCAUCACCUUGAAGUGUGAGAUGAGGGUGCAUAAAGAAGCACAAUAUGCAGACGCUCUUGUGCACCACUCAAUUGGUAAAAGAUGUGAAAAAUGUGCGUGUAGAUGCCCUCACUGAUUUUUCCGUCUCGCAAAAUGAAGAGAAGAUAAAGCAAAUUGAAGUAAAUAAAAAAAAAAACAGAACAAUUUUUAUACAUCCUGGUCACGCGAAAGAUUAUUAGCAUUUGCCAAUUACUCAAAAUUGCAGAUUUCUCACACAAUUCUCCCUUUCGAUCGUUUUCCUUUUGCACACACACACAAAAAACUAACUCAUUCACCGCUGGAUGCUGAUUCAAUUAGAUUUAUAUUCCACAGAAUGAAAAUGAAAAGUUGUGCGUAUUGUUUGGGUCAUAUUACAUGUGAAUAAAUUGUGUAAUUGAAUCAAAUUGAAAAAUAACCCAUCAAUAGGUAGUUUCCAGCACUGAUUCUUAUCAAUUUAGGUGAUUGUGGGUGAGAAACAAUUGAGUAAACAGCAAUAAAAUUUAUGUCUUGGGAGAUAGAAAAAUUUAUUACAUGAAAAUUGAGUUUGUAUUUCCCUUCACCAUCCUAUAGAAUAAUUAAUAAAUUGCUCAUUUUAUUCUCCAUUUUAUUUCUUAUAAAUAAAAUUGAAUUCCGUUUAAAUGAUUAGAGAGAGAGAGAGAAAAGUACGAGGAGUAAAGUAUUGUAGUCACGUUAAUUUCCCUCUCCAAAUGGGCUUUAAAAGCUUUUUGCUUUUCGCAAUGCAAAGCGACAAAAAAUGUAAUUGAAAAGAAAAUUUGUGAAAAAAAAGUGUGAAUGUAAAAAAAUCCGUCCAAAUGAAUAAAUUGAAUUAUGUAUAUUGAAUAGGUUGAAUGUUUCUUUGUAAUAUGUAUAUUUUGCAUUUUCCGCCCACACAAAUAAAAACCCUCUUUUUGCAACUUAAUUGUAAUUAGUUUUUUUUAGCUAAAGAAAAGAAUAAGUGAAUUUAAAAACAAUAAAUAAUAAAAAAUGUGUUUUAGGUAUAUAAAAUAUGAUUUACUUUUGUAUACAAUUUGUGAUAAAUAAAUGUGUACACAAGAUCAA